AUGAACAAAACAUCUGCUGGAACACUUGGAGUGAUAUCAUCAAUUACUGUUACAAUAGGAACAAUUUCUCAAGCAUUUGGUGAUGAUAUUACUACUCAUGGUCAUCGACCAGAGUCUUUUAUUGAAGGAAUCAAACAAGGAGCAAGGGGGUAUCAAAUUGUUAAUAAACAGAGUGACAAUAAUUUUGAAGGAACAAUGAAAAAGAUGAUAUUACCAUUUUCAUCAGUUGCUCAAAUAGUUAAAUUAGGAAUUACUGGUGCAGUUGCUGAGUUUGAUGAGAAAAGUGCAAAAAGAAUUGGUCAAUUGAGAAUAAUUGAAGAGAAUGGUUCAAUUAGAAAGGAUCAAAGUAUAGAUAAAUUUGAUGUUUGGAAACAAAAAGAGACAUACAUUUGUCAUGUUAACGGAAUAAAUGAUACUUGGAUAAUGAUGGAAUAUGAAGAUAAGAUGCUUUUAAUGUUGAAGAGUUUUACCACAGUCAAAAUGAAAGAAAUACACGGAAUGACAUUAAUUAAUAAAGAAUUUAUCAUAAGAACAAGUAGUAAUAAUUAUAGUCUGAAAGUAAAACAAUGUGGAAAGCAAGAAAUGAGAUUUUAUAAAGAAUUAGAGGAAAAUCUUAAAUAA
This is a messenger RNA of Entamoeba histolytica HM-1:IMSS, 621 nucleotides long. RefSeq lists its product as uncharacterized. The transcript has a single exon. The coding region runs from base 1 to 621 and encodes 206 amino acids. The record is from RefSeq and is a predicted model, not a curated record. NCBI's taxonomy places the organism in Eukaryota, Evosea, Mastigamoebida, Endamoebidae.